Molecule: messenger RNA, 1392 nt
Organism: Drosophila elegans
Lineage: Eukaryota; Metazoa; Arthropoda; Insecta; Diptera; Drosophilidae
Gene: Vajk2
Product: MAGE-like protein 2
Exons: 2
Coding region: 95-928 (277 amino acids)
Source: RefSeq, a predicted model, not a curated record
CUGUGCGAAAUUAUUCAGUUAACUGUUGCGGGUUGGUUGAGACAUACAAGCCCAUCUUGAUCGCAAAGUGUUGAGGAGCUAAACCUAGUGCAAAAUGAAAUCCAUGCUCAUUUUCGGCCUUGUGGCGAUGUGCGUGCUGGUUGCCAGCGCCAGCGAGGAGGCACCCAAGAAGCCCGUGGAGGCGGCCGAGCCCGCUGAGAAGAAACAGGAGAAGCGCGGCAUUGGCCACGGCCUGGGCUACGGCUACGGACCGUCGGCGGGAGGCGGCGCCAUCCUGGGAUCGGGAAUUGGAAUCGGAGUGGCCCCCGCCGUCGCCGAGCUGCCCACCCAGGUGCACACCAACACCGUGGUGAGGACCGUGCAGGUGCCCUACCAGGUGGAGCGUCACGUGCCCUACCCCGUGGAGAAGACCGUCACCUAUCCCGUGAAGGUGCCCGUGCCACAGCCCUACCCCGUGGAGAAGAUCGUCCAUGUGCCCGUGAAGGAGAUCGUUAAGGUGCCCGUCGAGGUGCCCCAGCCCUACCCCGUGGAGAAGGUGAUCCGUGUGCCCGUCAAGAUCCCCGUUGAUCGUCCCUACACCGUGCACGUGGACAAGCCCUAUCCCGUGCCCGUGGAGAAGCCCGUGCCAUACACCGUUGAGAAGCGCGUCAUCCACAAGGUGCCCGUGCACGUGGAGCGCCCGGUGCCCUACAAGGUGGCCGUGCCCGUGCCCGUCCAUGUGGAGAGCCAUGUGAAGCCCGCAGUGGCCGUCACCCACACCGUGGCCGCCGCUCCGGCCUACGUUAGCCACGGCAUCUCCGGACACGGCAUCUCCGGCUACUCCGGACAUGGUCUCUCCGGCCAUGGCAUCUCCUCGUACGGCGUCUCUGGCCACGGAAUCUCCUCCUACGGCAGCUCCGGCCACGGUGGCUACCUGCACAAAAAGUAGAUCAAUUGAUGCACUGCUGUCGAGGGCCAACUGAGAAGUGAAAUCGGGUGAAGGCGAGCCAAACAACAACACAAGUCGAAAGUAUCCAAAAAUGAGAAACGAAAACAUUAAGAUUCGAGCACCCCCAAUCACCCUCUUUACCACGCCCAGCAACCGCCCACGUACGACUUACAAAUUUAGUUUUAGUUUGUGAUACCAACCGAAAUUCUAGGCGGAAUCCCGAAGCAGGAGAAAAUCACGCGUCUGACGCAAUCCCAUCUAGAAUGCUUGCCAAAAACCCAUCUCUGGGGGCGUUUAGAAAGUGCCUGUCUCCUGGCUUCCGAUUCCACCGCGUGUACAGUGCUUUUGUAGACAAUCACUGAGAAAUAACUGCUGACGAGUUGCUCCUUCGACUUUUUCAUGUCAAUUUCUUUUCUAUGAAAUGUUUGUACAUAUUUAAAUAAUAUAAAUAAAACGAAAAUUAA